CAAUUACAAACGCGUUUCCUAACAGAAGAAACGUUUCGUCGAAGAGCCCUUAGGUGGCGUUUGGUGCCUCAUGAUCGAUAGACUUGACUUUCUCUGCAAUUCAUCAUAUAAAGAAAAGAUCCUGUUUGAAUCAUCAACGAAGAGUUUCUCCUCUGUUUAGUCAUAAAAUGUCUCUCUUAAAUCAAUUGUUCAAUAGAGGUGUUUUUGGUGCAAAAUGUAAAACAUGCUUGAGCUUGGCAAUCUCGCGCAUUAAAUUGCUGCAAAAUAAGAGGGAUUUGCAGCUCAAACAUAUGAGAAAAGAGAUAGCCCAAUUUUUGCAGGCUGGCCAAGAACCAAUUGCUCGAAUUCGGGUGGAACAUAUAAUCAGAGAGCAGAAUAUAUGGGCUGCAUAUGAGAUACUGGAGCUUUUCUGUGAGUUUGUUCUUGCACGCGUUCCUAUUCUUGAAAGCCAGAAGGAGUGUCCAUCAGAAUUGCGAGAAGCUGUGGCAAGCAUAAUUUUUGCUGCUCCUAGAUGUUCAGAUGUGCCUGAUUUGUUGCAGAUCAAGAAUUUGUUUUCUACAAAGUAUGGGAAGGAAUUUGUCACUGCUGCAUCUGAGCUUCGUCCUGACUCAAGCGUCAACCGUGCAAUAAUCGAAAAGCUUUCAGUUAGUGCUCCAUCAGGAGAGAUAAGGCUCAAAGUAUUGAAGGAAAUCGCUCAAGAACACAAUGUAGAAUGGGAUUCUUCUAGCACUGAAGCAGAGUUCAGCAGAAAACAUGAAGAUUUACUGGCUGGAUCAAAACAAGCAUGCGCUGAGGCUGCAGUUUCUCAAGCUAUUAUUGGACAAGCCUCUAUUAAACCUAUGCCUUCUAAUGGGGCGAAACCUAUUCUACUUGCCAAUGCCAAACGGGCAUCUCAACACCAGCAAGCUCCUAGCCCUGUGAGCAAGGCGGCCUUGUUGACUAGUAGUGAAAUUGAGCCGUCAGCCAAAAAUUGUAUACCUGGUUCAGUCAGUGACAUUAAAACAGAGACAACAUCUCGACCAUCUGAUGUCUUGGAAAGGGCUCGAGCUGCCAUUGCCUCUGCAGAUUGUGCAAUAGCAGCUGCCCGUGCAGCUGCUGAGCUGGUGAAUGUUAAAUUUGGUUCAAUGAAACUAGAAGGAACAUCAUCGUAAUAUACGGAUGAUUGGUGAUGGUUGUUCAAUUGCAUAUUCUUGUGAUUUAUCAAGGAACAUUGGCUGAUCAAGAGAGGAAGGGGGCCAACAAUAGGCUGAAGUGAAAUUUAAAUAAUUGGAAACUAGCUCUCAGUAAAAUGCUCAAGUAGGGAUUUGGAGAUGUUGAAUUAUUUAUCAAGGAACAUUGGCUGAUUAAGAGGGGAAGGGGGCCAACAAUAGGCUGAAGUGAAAUUUAAAUAAUUGGAAACUAGCUCUCAGUAAAAUGUUCAAGUAGGGAUUUGGAGAUGUUGAAUUAUGCUUUGGGGGAAGUUGUAAUACUUCCAUCAUUAUAUCAUUUGUCAGAAUUAAGGGUUGAGAGAACUCCAUUUUCUCUAGAUUGGCGACCUAGCUUAUUGACCAGCAUUGGAGUUCCCAAACCAGCUGUUCUGCAGACUAUAAACGUUCAAUGUUUCUGGAGUUCACUAAACGUUCUCAUGUCUUCUGGAAUGAAACGUUUUCCUCUGUUGUAAAUUCGUUUUUCUUUUCUUUAUAUGGAUCAGUUACUAAUGCAAUUGAAUUGAUAGACCCUGGAAGUUUA
This is a messenger RNA of Theobroma umbraticum, 1728 nucleotides long. Its product is annotated as Regulator of Vps4 activity in the MVB pathway protein. Gene Ontology annotation, biological process: protein transport. Lineage: Eukaryota; Viridiplantae; Streptophyta; Magnoliopsida; Malvales; Malvaceae. The record is from RefSeq and is a predicted model, not a curated record.